Messenger RNA from Elgaria multicarinata webbii, 984 nucleotides. Its product is annotated as olfactory receptor 5AR1-like. The transcript has a single exon. NCBI's taxonomy places the organism in Eukaryota, Metazoa, Chordata, Lepidosauria, Squamata, Anguidae. The record is from RefSeq and is a predicted model, not a curated record. Gene Ontology annotation, cellular component: membrane. Gene Ontology annotation, molecular function: G protein-coupled receptor activity; olfactory receptor activity; odorant binding. Gene Ontology annotation, biological process: G protein-coupled receptor signaling pathway; sensory perception of smell. The coding region runs from base 25 to 984 and encodes 319 amino acids.
AGCCCUAAAUCUUUGUCAAAGGUAAUGGAUAAAGGAAAUCAUUCGGUCAUAACUGAAUUCAUUCUUCAGGGAUUAACAGAUAAUCCCAAAAUGCAGCUGCCUCUUUUUACGAUCUUCCUGUUGGUUUACAUAGUCACCGUAAUAGGCAAUCUUGGGAUGAUUGCCUUAAUUUGUGUUGAACCCCAGUUUCACAACCCCAUGUACUUUUUCCUGCAGAACCUCUCCUUUGCUGACCUCUGCUGCUCCACAGCCAUUGCCCCUAAAAUGCUGGUGGACCUCUUAGUUGAGAGCAGAAGGAUUUCGUACAAUGCCUGUGCUCUACAGCUGUUUUUAUUAGGCUUUUUAGUAGAUGUAGAUUGUCUUUUGCUGGCUUUGAUGGCCUACGACCGGUAUGUAGCCAUCUGCAAUCCUCUUCUGUAUUCAGUCAUUAUGUCUGAGAAGGUCUGCCAACAGCUCAUGGCUCUAGUAUACUUCAUAGCCAUGGUGGAUUCACUGAUAUACACUUGCUGUACAUUCCGACUGUCAUUCUGCAGAUCUAAUGUCAUCAAUCAUUUCUUCUGCGAUGAGCCUCCACUCUUAGUACUGUCCUGCUCUGACACAUCUAUCAAUGAGAUUUUGCUGUUUACCUUUGCUGGCUGCAUUGUAGCAAGCAGCAUAGGCAUGAUUUUUGUUUCCUACGUUUACAUCCUGGGCACAAUCCUGAGAAUGCGCUCCGCUGAAGGCAGGCGCAAAGCCUUUUCCACUUGUGCCUCCCAUCUGACGGCCGUUGGGAUAUUCCAUGGGACAUUACUCUUCAUGUAUUUUCGGCCCAGCUCCAGCUAUUCAAUGGACCAAGACAAAUGGGCCUCGGUGUUCUACACGGUUGUGAUCCCCAUGCUCAACCCACUGAUCUACAGCCUGAGGAACAAGGAUGUGAAAGAUGCCCUGGCAAAGACCCUUGGCAAGAUAGGGCUUUUGGAAGGGAGCAGUUCUGCUUCAAAAUAG